AUGGCGUCGCUUUGCUCUCCGAAAUUGCUCCCUUCUCCAUCGCUUGAUGUUCUAGGGUUUCUAUCUAUGUCGAAGAUGUCUUCCUCUUCUAUGCACGACUCGCGCUCGCUUGUUUGCUCCUCGUCCCUUGUCCAUGGUUUCUCUUCCGUUCGCCUUCCUUCGCGUCGCCAAUGGAAUCCGAACCAUCGGAUUGCUAGAAGAGCGAGUAACCAGCUUCAAGUUGUGGCUAUGGCACCAGAGGAAGAGAAGCUCACUCGUCGCAAUCCUCUCGAUUUCCCAAUCGAGUGGGAGAGACCUAAACCUGGGAGGAGGCCUGACAUUUUCCCCAAGUUUAGCCCGAUGAAGACACCGUUGCCACCGCCGAUGCCUUAUGAUCCUCCAGAGGACGACGAAGAAGAGGAAGAGAAGAAGGAAGAGGAAGAAGAAAAUCCAGACCAAGAAGAAGAAGAACAGCCCGAGAAGCAGCAAUAG
Molecule: messenger RNA, 471 nt
Organism: Microthlaspi erraticum
Lineage: Eukaryota; Viridiplantae; Streptophyta; Magnoliopsida; Brassicales; Brassicaceae
Source: the annotation of a GenBank genome assembly